GUAGAACAAACCACUGCAGACAAGAUCAAAGAAAAUCAACAACGUCUGCAUACUCAGCGUCAGAAGGAUGGCUUGCAGAAAUGGUCUGCCGGUUCUGGCAAUGCCAAUGCAAAUCAAAACAAACAGAUCAAAAAGUAUGAGAGCUACAAGAGGGAGGAACAAAUACCUCGUCAAGCAGAGGAAAGACGGAUUUACGUGGACGCCCAACGGUCUACAGUCAUCCUCCCGAUUUAUGGUUAUGCUGUGCCUUAUCAUAUCUCCACGAUCAAGAACGUGACCAAGACAGAGGAAAUGGAUUAUGUGGUGUUGAGAAUCAACUUUCAGUCUCCCGGUCAGAUCGCGGGUAAAAAAGAAGAUAUGCCUUUCGAGGACCCCGAUGCGACAUUUAUUCGAUCGGUCUCUUUCCGUUCACAAGAUAGUCGUCAUUUACUGAACGUUUACGAGAAGAUAACCAAUCUGAAAAAGACUGCUACCAAGUUGGAGGCUGAGAGGAAGGAGAUGGCGGAUGUGGUAGAGCAAGGUAAACUCCUCGAAAUGAUGGCUUCACAUCCCCGAAUCCUAAAAAGCGUCACUGCGAAACCUCAAGCGGAUAAUAAAAAGUCCGAUGGAAAUUUGGAAAUCCAUCAAAAUGGUAUCAGAUACCGACCAGACGGGCCCAGUUCCAAGAUCGACAUCCUAUUCAGUAACAUCAAACAUCUUUUCUUUCAACCUAGUGAGAAAGAGCUACAAGUGCUCAUUCACGUCAAUCUCAAAACUCCCAUCAUUGUUGGAAAGAAAAAGACAUUUGAUGUUCAGUUCGCACGUGAAGUCACAGAUUUAGCAUUUGACGAGACGGGUGGAAAGAAGCGUCGAGCUAGAUAUGGUGAUGAAGAUGAAAUCGAGCAAGAAGCCGAGGAAAGACGUCGUCGUACAGAGCUUGACCGUCUAUUCCGUGAUUUCGCCAAACAAAUCGAGAAUGCGGCACAACGACAGCAAUACGAGAUCGAAGUCGACGUUCCUUUCCGCGAACUUGGAUUCGAAGGUGUACCUUUCAGAUCUGCCGUCUUACUUCAACCCACUACCAACUGUCUGGUACAGCUCUCCGAACAACCCUUUACCGUUAUAUCUUUGAAUGAAGUCGAGAUAGUCCAUCUGGAACGAGUGGCUUUCGGGUUGAAAAAUUUCGACAUGGUAUUUGUCAUGAAUGAUUUCAAGAAAACACCUAUACAUAUCAAUACUAUCCCCAUGGAACAUUUGGACAAUGUGAAAGAAUGGUUAGACUCAUGCGAUGUGCCUUUAUCAGAAGGUCGUGUCAAUUUGUCAUGGCCACAAAUUAUGAAGACUAUCAAUGAUGAUCCACACGAGUUUUACUCUGCUGGUGGAUGGGCUUUCCUCACUGGUGACGGCCAAGAUAGUGACGAGGAAGAAUCGGAAGAAGGUUCAGUCUUUGAAGGAUCUGAUUCAGACGACUCUUCGUCAUCCGCUAGUGAAUCAGAGUCGGACUUUGAUGAUGACGAUGGCGAUUCAGAUGAGAGUGCAUCUGCCGACGAGUCAGAUCCAGGCGACGAUUGGGACGCAUUGGAAGUGAAGGCCAAACGAGCCGAUGACAAGCGGAGAGAAUACCAUAGGGAUGAUUCAGACGAUGGCAAGAAAAAG
Tremella mesenterica DSM 1558 is the source of this 1635-nucleotide messenger RNA. RefSeq lists its product as uncharacterized. Gene Ontology annotation, molecular function: nucleosome binding. The transcript is spliced from 8 exons. The annotation marks the transcript as partial. NCBI's taxonomy places the organism in Eukaryota, Fungi, Basidiomycota, Tremellomycetes, Tremellales, Tremellaceae. Gene Ontology annotation, cellular component: FACT complex. Gene Ontology annotation, biological process: positive regulation of transcription elongation by RNA polymerase II; transcription elongation by RNA polymerase II. The record is from RefSeq and is a predicted model, not a curated record.